Messenger RNA from Mizuhopecten yessoensis (Yesso scallop), 4477 nucleotides. Its product is annotated as early nodulin-75-like. The transcript is spliced from 4 exons. The record is from RefSeq and is a predicted model, not a curated record. The coding region runs from base 1 to 2091 and encodes 696 amino acids. NCBI's taxonomy places the organism in Eukaryota, Metazoa, Mollusca, Bivalvia, Pectinida, Pectinidae.
AUGCCAGUAACACUGGUUAAGACAAUUAUAUUGCCAUUCCGUGCCAAUUAUCUCUUCAUACCACCAGACCAUUGUAAUCAGAUACAUACAGGAUACACUCCAAUCAUCAGGCAAUUACAUACAGGUUAUCUAUACAAGUACAACCCUCCUGUGUCCUCCCCCUCCUCCACCCACACCACACAGGUUAUCUAUACAAGUACAACCCUCCUGUGUCCUCCCCCUCCUCCCCCACACCACACAGGUUAUCUAUACAAGUACAACCCUCCUGUGUCCUCCCCCUCCUCCACCCACACCACACAGGUUAUCUAUACAAGUACAACCCUCCUGUGUCCUCCCCCUCCUCCCCCACACCACACAGGUUAUCUAUACAAGUACAACCCUCCUGUGUCCUCCCCCUCCUCCACCCACACCACACAGGUUAUCUAUACAAGUACAACCCUCCUGUGUCCUCCCCCUCCUCCCCCCACACCACACAGGUUAUCUAUACAAGUACAACCCUCCUGUGUCCUCCCCCACACCACACAGGUUAUCUAUACAAGUACAACCCUCCUGUGUCCUCCCCCACACCACACAGGUUAUCUAUACAAGUACAACCCUCCUGUGUCCUCCCCCACACCACACAGGUUAUCUAUACAAGUACAACCCUCCUGUGUCCUCCCCCACACCACACAGGUUAUCUAUACAAGUACAACCCUCCUGUGUCCUCCCCCACACCACACAGGUUAUCUAUACAAGUACAACCCUCCUGUGUCCUCCCCCACACCACACAGGUUAUCUAUACAAGUACAACCCUCCUGUGUCCUCCCCCACACCACACAGGUUAUCUAUACAAGUACAACCCUCCUGUGUCCUCCCCCUCCUCCCCCACACCACACAGGUUAUCUAUACAAGUACAACCCUCCUGUGUCCUCCCCCACACCACACAGGUUAUCUAUACAAGUACAACCCUCCUGUGUCCUCCCCCACACCACACAGGUUAUCUAUACAAGUACAACCCUCCUGUGUCCUCCCCCACACCACACAGGUUAUCUAUACAAGUACAACCCUCCUGUGUCCUCCCCCACACCACACAGGUUAUCUAUACAAGUACAACCCUCCUGUGUCCUCCCCCACACCACACAGGUUAUCUAUACAAGUACAACCCUCCUGUGUCCUCCCCCACACCACACAGGUUAUCUAUACAAGUACAACCCUCCUGUGUCCUCCCCCACACCACACAGGUUAUCUAUACAAGUACAACCCUCCUGUGUCCUCCCCCACACCACACAGGUUAUCUAUACAAGUACAACCCUCCUGUGUCCUCCCCCUCCUCCCCCACACCACACAGGUUAUCUAUACAAGUACAACCCUCCUGUGUCCUCCCCCACCCCACACAGGUUAUCUAUACAAGUACAACCCUCCUGUGUCCCCCCCCUCCUCCCCCCACACCACACAGGUUAUCUAUACAAGUACAACCCUCCUGUGUCCUCUCCCUCCUCCCCCACACCACACAGGUUAUCUAUACAAGUACAACCCUCCUGUGUCCCACCCCACACCACACAGGUUAUCAAUACAAGUACAACCCUCCUGUGUCCUCCCCCUCACCACACAGGUUAUCUAUACAAGUACAACCCUCCUGUGUCCCACCCCACACCAUACAGGUUAUCAAUACAAGUACAACCCUCCUGUGUCCUCCCCCACACCACACAGGUUAUCUAUACAAGUACAACCCUCCUGUGUCCUCCCACUCCUCCCCCACACCACACAGGUUAUCUAUACAAGUACAACCCUCCUGUGUCCUCUCCCUCCUCCCCCACACCACACAGGUUAUCUAUACAAGUACAACCCUCCUGUGUCCCACCCCACACCACACAGGUUAUCUAUACAAGUACAACCCUCCUGUGUCCUCCCCCUCCUCCCCCACACCACACAGGUUAUCUACACAAGUACAACCCUCCUGUGUCCUCCCUCACACCACACAGGUUAUCUACAGUAUACAAGUACAGCCCAAUAGAAGGGUCCCUCCUGUGUCCUCCCCUCCCUGACCACUCUUUCCCUCCUCCCUCCCACACACCAUAUAUACAGGUUCUUUAUACAAGUACAGUCCAAUGAAAGGGUCCCUCCUGUGUCCUAACCCUCCUUCACCCACACCACACAGGUUAUCUACAGUAUACAAGUACAGCUAGCUCAAUGGAAGGUCCCUCCUGUGUUCAUCCCCUCCCUGACCACUCCUUCCCUCCUCCCUCUCACACGCCAUACAGGUUCUUUAUACAAGUACAGUCCAAUCGAUGGGUCCCUCUUGUGUUCUCUCCCUCCCCCACCAGCCCCCUCCUGUCUUCAUGCACACUGGACGGAUUAUCUACACAAGUAAAGUUUUAUGCAGAGACCCCUCCCUCGCUCACACCAUCUAUGUCUUCCAUCUUAAUAUAAUACUGCCCUCCCACUCACCUUCAAACCCAAUAACUCGCCCCCUUUUCCGUUCCUCCAACACACUGUCUACAUGUAUGUGUCCUACACGUGCACUGUUACAUCUCAAUAAAAUAAGGCACUCCUUUUCAAUCUGAAUUAUUCCUCCCCCUCCCUCCAAACACACUAAGUACGUCUUUGCAUCUUGUUACAAUACGGCACUCCCAUUCAAUAUCAAUAAUCCUCUCCUAUAAUCUAAAUAGUCCUCCCCUUCCCCUCCACCUGAGCUUCUCAUCCAUCACAUAAUAAUAAAAGCCACAUUUUCUCACACAUGUCAUGACUUUUCUUCAAAUACAUGGAUACCAGGUAAGCCUUCUCCAAAUUUCUAACACCUCUACAUUUGUAUCUAAAUUAGGAAAGUUAGGUAACAUCUCUCUGUCUCAAUAUAGCAAGCUCACUACCUUCUGUCUCAAUAGAGCAAGCUCACUACCUUCUGUCUCAAUAGAGCAAGCUUGCUACCUUCUGUCUCAAUAGAGCAACCUCACUACAUUCUGUCUCAAUAGAGCAAGCUCGCUACCUUCUGUCUCAAUAGAGCAAGCUCACUACCUUCUGUCUCAAUAGAGCAAGCUCACUACCCUCCAUCACAUAGAGCAAACUCACUACCUUCUGUCACAAUAGAGCAAGCACACUACCUUCUGUCUCAAUAGAGCAAACUCCCUACCUUCUGUCACAAUAGAGCAAGCACACUACCUUCUGUCUCAAUAGAGCAAGCUCACUAACUUCUGUCUCAAUACAGCAAUGCAAGCUUUGACGCUACCUUCUGUCUCAAUAGAGCAAACUCACUACCUUCUGUCUCAAUAGAGCAAGCUCACUACCCUCCAUCACAUAGAGCAAACUCACUACCUUCUGUCACAAUAGAGCAAGCACACUACCUUCUGUCUCAAUAGAGCAAGCUCGCUACUUUCUGUCUCAAUAGAACAAGCUCGCUACUUUCUGUCUCAAUACAGCAAGCUCACUACGUUCUGUCUCAAUACAGCAAGCUCACUACGUUCUGUCUCAAUACAGCAAGCUCACUACCUUCUGUCUCAAUACAGCAAGCUCGCUACUUUCUGUCUAAAUAAAGCAAACUCACUACCUUCUGUCUCAAUAGAGCAAGCUCGCUACUUUCUGUCUCAAUAGAGCAAGCUCACUACCUUCUGUCUCAAUACAGCAAGCUCGCUACCUUCUGUCUCAAUAGAGCAAGCUCACUAACUUCUGUCUCAAUACAGCAAUGCAAGCUCGCUACCUUCUGUCUCAAUAGAGCAAACUCACUACUUUCUGUCUCAAUAGAGCAAACUCACUACCUUCUGUCUCAAUAGAGCAAGCUCACUACCUUCUGUCUCAAUAGAGCAAGCUCACUACCUUCUGUCUCAAUAGAGCAAGCUCACUACCUUCUGUCUCAAUACAGCAAUGCAAGCUCGCUACCUUCUGUCUCAAUAGAGCAAACUCACUACUUUCUGUCUCAAUAGAGCAAACUCACUACCUUCUGUCUCAAUAGAGCAAGCUCACUACCUUCUGUCUCAAUAGAGCAAGCUCACUACCUUCUGUCUCAAUAGAGCAAGCUCACUACCUUCUGUCUCAAUAGAGCAAGCUCACUACCUUCUGUCUCAAUAGAGCAAGCUCACUACCUUCUGUCUCAAUAGAGCAAGCUCACUACCUUCUGUCUCAAUAGAGCAAGCUCACUACCUUCUGUCUCAAUAGAGCAAGCUCACUACCUUCUGUCUCAAUAGAGCAAGCUCACUACCUUCUGUCUCAAUAGAGCAAGCUCACUACCUUCUGUCUCAAUAGAGCAAGCUCACUACCUUCUGUCUCAAUAGAGCAAGCUCACUACUUUCUGUCUCAAUAGAGCAAGCUCGCUAUUUUCUGUCUAAAUAAAGCAAACUCACUACCUUCUGUCUCAAUAGAGCAAGCUCGCUACUUUCUGUCUCAAUAGAGCAAGCUCACUACCUUCUGUCUCAAUAGAGCAAGCUCACUACCUUCUGUCUCAAAAAACAACCCCACAUCUAACUACCAAAUCAAUAAAUCUUUAUCUUAUCUCUCAAUCUCAAUAAAG